AAAAGGAUUGAGAUUAGAUAAUUAAUUAAAAGGCGACACGUCCACUAAUUAAUUGACUCCUGUCGUCUUCCUCACUCCCCCAUUAUCACCUUCUCUUCUUUUCCAUUCAUUCUGAGUUCUUCAGUUAGGGCGAUUUUGAAUUUCGAUUCAGGUGAAAGGAAGCACAAUGAGGGAGGCUGCCGCUGUGGCGGCUCCGUCGAGAAGCAGCAGGUUCCUGACACAGUGGUGUCGGAGCCAGGAUCGGAGGAGUCCGAAGUGGAGCAAACAGAAACCAAAAUGGGAUAAGAUUAAGGCGCAGAUAGGGACUGCUUCCACUUACUCUUCCAGAAUCAGUACUAAUAUACCUCUCUAUGAACUCCCGCAGGCUUCGUUCGAUCGAUAUCUGGAGGAUAAGCCCAGAGUUUUCAAGGCUAUAUUUCCAGACAAAAGGAGGAGCCAGCAACUCAACGAGGAAGAGUGGAGAAUCCACAUGCUACCCAUACAGUUCCUUUUCCUAUCUGCUCUUCCAGUAGUUGACAUGAGAUUGCGUUGCAAGUCCAAAGGGAUCGCAUACCCGCCCGAGGUCCCCACUGAUGUUUCAAAGGUUCUUGAGCUCGAUAUUAUCAGAUGGGAGCUUCAGGGUCUGGAUGAAAUGGUGAAACCAUCUCAGUUCUCACUUAGUGUCAAAGGGGCUCUCUACCCUGAGAGGCGUGGACUAAGAAGCAGGAUCAAGGGCCACUUGGAGAUGAGUAUAAGCUUUGUUCUUCCUCCCGUGCUUGCUUUGCUCCCUGAACAUGUUCUUCAAGAUGUUGCGGAGUCGGUUCUAAGAAGACUAGUGGAGAGCAUGAAGAACAAAGUGAAUGGUAGCUUGAUUGCUGAUUACAAUGAAUUCAAGAAGGAACUCUCAAGAGUUUAGUAUGAGCUGUUCAAGCUGAUGAUAUGCCACAUUAAAACAACCCCCAAUGAUUCAUAGGCAACUAAAAAGGGAUUGAGAACUCUUUGACUCCAUUGUAUAUAAUAUGAUGCACUUUUCAUUCUUUAACAUCGUGUAAUUUUCAAUGUCAAGCCUAGUUAAAUAAUUAUUAAUAGCAACAAAACCUAAAAAGAUAAUGGUGUGAUAUGUUUUUUCUUGUAUCAUGCGGGGCAGCGAAUCCCCAUCAGCUCUCAUACACGCUACUAGCAACCUCAGAGACAUUUGUCGGGUUUAUACCAGUAGAACAACUGUCCUUCAGGGUUUUAAAAUGGUGUAAAAUGUUGCAUUGAUAAUUUGUACAUUAUGCUUGCUCUCUUAUUCUCGUAGA
Messenger RNA from Cuscuta epithymum, 1280 nucleotides. Lineage: Eukaryota; Viridiplantae; Streptophyta; Magnoliopsida; Solanales; Convolvulaceae. The record is from the annotation of a GenBank genome assembly.